Aplysia californica (California sea hare) is the source of this 4068-nucleotide messenger RNA. Its product is annotated as ATP-binding cassette sub-family G member 4. The record is from RefSeq and is a predicted model, not a curated record. Gene Ontology annotation, cellular component: plasma membrane. Bases 590 to 2749 code for a protein of 719 amino acids. Lineage: Eukaryota; Metazoa; Mollusca; Gastropoda; Aplysiida; Aplysiidae. The transcript has 19 exons. Gene Ontology annotation, molecular function: ABC-type transporter activity; ATP hydrolysis activity; ATP binding.
CGAGACUUGGUUGUGGUCACGUGACUCGGUAUACCUCCAGAACGAAAACAACAAAGGUUACUUGACCCAGCAGACAGCUGAUCGCUGCUGAGGAAGUUCUACCUAAAUACGAGGUCCAGAAAUCUACCUUGUGUCCUUUGUUGUGACGAUUUUACCGUUUGCUAACGUCAAGCUCAAUCUCACUCGUCCAGAGUAGGGAGUUUUUGGUCGCAGAACGGGGACCAGUCGUAGUGGCCGACUCACAAGAGAUUGGAAUUUUCCUUGUCGGCUGUCACCUUGUUGUUGGAGGCUUGUGUCACGCUCCAGGUAGACGAUUGUGACGUCACAAAGGGAUACCUGUCUGCUUAUCUUCUUUUGUAUUCAGUACUGAAUAACGUCAACCCCACAAGCUUUCUCCUGUUCACCCGGGGUAUCUUUCCCUCUGAUAACCCCACGACUUGUGAUCCACUGACCACUCCGCUGACCGGUCUGAACUCUUAGCCAGAAGUCGAUACAUCGACCACUGGAGGAUCUGUCUUGAUUGAGAGAGAGACGGAGAGAAGGAUGUAGGCAGGGAAGACAAGGGACGAAAAAGAAGAAAAUCUGGACAAUGGCUGAACUUUUGUCUGUUCAGGUUCAAAUCCCCACCCACAUUGGCCAGUUUCUGAAGCCGGAGACGAAGAAGCUGCUGCCAGAGAAUGGUCAACGGGAGAAGUCUGGUGGGUUCCACCUGCGCCAGCACAAGCCACUGGACAUGAAGUUCACUAAUGUGUCCUACACCGUCAAGGACAAUCAUGGUAGCUCCAAAGCGAACAAGACCAUAUUGAAGAAUAUCUCGGGCCGGUUCAUGUCUGGGGAGCUGACCGCAAUCAUGGGUCCGUCCGGAGCGGGAAAAUCCUCUCUCAUGAACAUCCUGGCUGGAUACAGAACCAAGAACGUGACAGGAUCUAUUGUGGUCCGUAACCGAGAGAGAGACCUGAGGUCGUUCCGUAAGAUGAGCUGCUACAUCAUGCAGGAUGAUGAGCUGUUGCCCCACCUGACUGUGGAGGAAGCCAUGAUGUGUUCCGCCAACCUCAAGCUGGCCGAGUCCACGGAGAUACAGCACAAACAGGAGAGGGUGGAUGAAAUUCUGGAGAUUCUGGGUCUACAAGAGGCAAAGAAGACUCGGACCUUGAACCUAUCGGGCGGCCAACGAAAACGUUUGUCUAUUGCUCUGGAGUUGGUCAACAACCCACCUGUGAUGUUCUUUGAUGAGCCCACUAGUGGUCUGGACAGCGUGUCCUGCUUUCAGUGUGUGUCACUGCUCAAGAAACUGGCAGAGGAGGGCAGGACCAUCAUCUGUACCGUGCACCAGCCCAGUGCCAAACUGUUUGAGAUGUUUGAUCAUCUGUACCUGAUGGUUGAAGGACAGUGUAUCUACCGCGGCCCGGUGCGCUCCAUGCUGCCCUACUUUGAGAGUCAGGGCCUUGUCUGUCCCAACUAUCACAACCCAGCAGACUACGUGAUGGAAGUAGCGUCGGGGGAAUACGGGGAUGAGCACGUGAGGAGACUGAUCGGUGCCGUGGCCUCGGGGAGCUGUGAGCCGUGUCAGGCGGAGUUUGACCGGAAGCACUCGUCUUCGGAGCGCUCCCAGACCCCGUCUGUCCACUCAUGCGAGGAUGACUCGACCUCCAACCUCUCGGUGGUGCACUCGGUCAAGAUGGCGGCCCCGGCCAGCUCGUCUGCCUCGGGCACAGGCACGGGCACGUCAGCCGAGACCACCUCGCUCAAUCUCCAGGAGCGCUACGACAACAGGUCCAUGGCCAACGGACACCCGCCGCCUUCUCCCUCUUCUCAAAAGACCAAUGGGAUGUGUUUCCCUCUUUAUAAACAGAAAGAGCAAGGAGAUUCGGCCGAGGACCUGCCCGCUGAUCAGGAGUGCCAUACGUUCAACACCAGCUGUCUUACACAGUUCCGUGUCUUGUUCAUGCGCACCUUCAUGUCCAUUGUGCGCGACGCUACUUUGACCAGGCUGCGUCUGAUCUCUCACCUGAUAGUGGGUAUCCUGAUUGGGCUGUUGUACCUUGGCAUUGGGAACGAGGCGAGCAAGGCCUUCAACAACGCCGGCCUUCUUUUCUUCGGCAUGAUGUUCCUCAUGUUCACCGCCCUCAUGCCCACAGUGCUCACAUUCCCAGUGGAGAUGUCUGUGUUUGUGCGAGAACAUCUCAACUACUGGUACAGUCUCAAGGCUUACUACAUGGCCAAGACUAUGGCUGACAUGCCCUUCCAAAUAAUCUUUUCCCUGGUGUACGGCAGUAUCGUGUACUGGAUGACCUCGCAGCCCAACGACUUCAUGCGGUUCGUCAUGUUCCUCACGCUGUCCACGCAGACCUCGCUGGUGGCGCAGAGCGUUGGGCUGCUCAUUGGGGCCGCUACCUCCACACAGGUGGCAGUGUUCCUUGGUCCUGUAACUGCCAUUCCCAUCAUGCUGUUCAGCGGAUUCUUCGUCAACCUAGAGACCAUACCAAACUACCUGCAGUGGAUCUCCUAUAUCUCUUAUGUCAGGUAUUCGUUUGAGGGGGCUCUCCAGGCUAUCUAUGGCCUUGACCGUGGCGACCUGGACUGCGACGAGAACCACUGCAUCUUCCGGCAGGGCGAGGAUGUGCUCCGUCUGAUGGACGUGGAGGACGCCAAGUUCCACGUGGACUUCAUCAUCCUGUGUGCGUUCUUUGUGGUGUUGCGUCUUGGCUGCUACUUUGUACUGCGCUGGAGGGUCAAGUCUCAGAGAUGAGGGGGAGUGUAAGGAGUGGGUUGACAGACAGUGGGGUUAAUGUUGGCGGACAUACAAAGUUUAACACGUGUGGAGGUGUGUGGAAACACGAGGGGUAAUGUUGAUGGACAUGAUGCGAGAGUUAACGCGUGUCCUGCCAACUGGAGCUGGGAGAUGAGGGAGGUGAGGUGUGUAGACUUAUGAGAGUUCAACAUUUGUGCUUUGUCCUGUUGAUCAUGUCACUACUUCAGAUUGGGCUGGCUGACACAGGGUUAUUCUGAGCAUCAAGGAAUGGAAUUGUUCUUGAAUGUUCAAGUUGCUUGGAACUUAAGACUGAGAAAUAAUGGAGAUAUGUGAAUAUGAACAGUUGUUACCUUUUAUAUGUAAUAAGUACACUGGUGGCGCAGUGUUUGGUCAGUGAUGUGGAAAGAGUUGAGACAUGCAGCCUCUUACAGUUCAGCUUGUGGCUGUCAUUAUUAUUACUUUUACAGAAGAGAAGUUUGGUUUCAGUUUGCUGUCAGGAAUAUUCUGUGAAAUACAGAAAGAGAGAGAGAGAGAGAGAGAGAGAGAAAGUUCAUGUUGUUCUGAGUUAAUAACAAUUUUGACUAUAGCUCAAAGGGAAAAAAAAAAGAUUUUCUGAUAAGCAGCUAAAUUUGGUUUUUACAAAAGCAGCAUUAUGAGUGAUGAUGCAAGUGAAUUUGUUUACAUAAUAUAUACAGCUCUUUAGUAAUGGGAAAGUUGGCAGUUACUGCAACACACAAGGAGUCUGUUAGUUAGUCUGGAAUGGAGAAAAUAUUCUUUUUUGUGCUUAGAAACAACAUGGCAAAUCCAUAGAUUGUUCUUCUAUAUGUUGAUUAUAGUUUCACUGGUUAAGAAGUUUUGGUGGCUACUUGAAGAAACCUGAAAAUUUGGUUUUGUUUAAUCAGACAGCAGAAAAGCUGUGAUUUGGUACGGAGAGUGCACAACAUCUUUUGAAUGGCAGUUACAUCUCUUUGGAGCAGGAGAAAAAAUGUGCUGUGAUGGUGGUAGCCUGUGAAGAUGUGGGUGGUUAUAGGCCUACAUAAAAAAAGUUGUUCCCGCCUCCGAUCCGGACAUUGGGGAUUGCCUUGUCCAUUGUUAGUGAGACGACUUCCUGGGCCUUCGGCAUACUGUGGUUGGGUAGGCCUACAUAACAUUUGCCAAGGCUGGUGUAUGCCUGGAGUACAUACCCACAUAGGAUUCACAUAGAUACUGCUGUUAUUUUAUUAGGAAAAUAGUCAAAAUUGUCCGAGAUGGCCACCCCUUGUUGAAGAGAAAAGUGGUUGUCAUUGUGGACUGUUUCAUUAUAUGAGAAAGAAAAA